AGUAAAUCCCAAUCGAUGCAAAUCAAACUCUCAAAUGGCCAUCAACACUUAAUGCUGCAACAUCUUGAUUAGUUUUCAUCAAUUCAAUCGUUUAGACAUUAUAAUAACUCAACAAUGAAUUUGUUUAAUUUUUCAACAAUUUGUGUCACUCUUGGAAUUAUAUUGACCAUCUCAAUACCAGCAAUUAAAGGUGAAUCAGGGAAGAAAAAUAAAUUUCGAGGAAGUCAUCGUUCAAAAGGCAAUUGUCAUCUCAAAGAGAUUCACAAUUGUUUUGAAAAGAUUGAUCGUUACUCAAAUGAUUCAGACUCAUUCAAGUUGAUUACAAAUGAUCCUGGAAUCGACAUGAUUUGCUCACAUUCUAAAGAUGGAAUCAAUUGUCUUAAAGAUCACAUGGAAAGAUGUGCAACUCCGAUACAAAAUGAAAUGUUUGAAUUUGCUAGUGAACUCUUCUCAAAGUCAAUUGACAGGUUUUGUAAAGAUGGUGAAUUAAGGCAAAACUUUCUCCAACAUUCACCCUGCAUUGCUGACUCGGUCUUGAGCAAACCAGAAUACAAGGAAAAAUGUAAUCAACCUUAUGUAGCGGCUAUGGAUGCAGUCAGCAAACAGACUGAUUUUGAUGAUAGACUUUACUUGACUUGUUGCUCAUACAAUCGUUGGAUUAACUGUUUUCUCGAAAUUGUUUCAUCUUCAUGCCAAGAUUCGGGUAAACAGGCAAUGGACGACUUCUUGGAGAAAUCAUUUGCUGGCUUAAGUACUUUAAUCUGUUCUCAAGAUGAUUUCUUGUUUACCUCUGAAAGAUGUAAAUCACUUUAUCCACCUGAAGGAACCAUCGUUGACCCAAAUCAAGUACACAACCCAAUAACCAGAUACAUGACUUCCCAUUUCCGUUUCCUUCUGACCAAAUGAAUGACCAUUUGAAGACCAUCUUUACCCUCAACAUGGAGUGUUAUUAACAUCAAUUUAAAAGCUGUAAACCUCUAACUGUUAAAUCAACACAUCAACCAGUCAAUUGAACCUCAAGAUUGGUGUUACCAGUAAACAUGAACAACAAUGGAAGCUUCAAUACAAAUUCAAUAAGAUUUAAGUGAAUAACGUUCAUUCCUUAUAAUUAAUCAAUGAUGAUGAGAAAAUGAAAUGUAUCCAUUAAACAGACAAGUCUUUAAACAGAUUUCCGUCAUCGAA
Molecule: messenger RNA, 1182 nt
Organism: Tetranychus urticae (two-spotted spider mite)
Lineage: Eukaryota; Metazoa; Arthropoda; Arachnida; Trombidiformes; Tetranychidae
Source: RefSeq, a predicted model, not a curated record